CUAUUACCAGUAAUAAUACUACCACGACGUAGACAUUAAUUUCGGACAAUUUCUUUUCAUCGCCCUUAUUCUCGUCUCGUUGCUGGAUUCUGAUUGGGAGCCUGCAACGACAUGGGAGCGGGACAGUCGACUUCUCAGAGCCACGCCCCAUCUCGUGCUCUCCACGUUCUUCGCGUCACCCCGUCUUCGCCAGCGUCCCAUACGAAUAUUGAGCCAUUCUUUGACUUUGUCGUUGGCUUUGAAGGUGACUCGCUGUCUGCACAGAAUAUCGAUGUAGCAGAGCUGGAGAAAAUAGUGGAGAGUCAUGAGGGCCGGAUGCUCAACUUGUUGGUUUGGAACAGCAAAGGCCAGGAAACGCGAGUGGUCCCUAUUGUUCCUUCUCGUGCAUGGUCUCAGCAGCAGUCCCAGCCUCAGAGCUCCCAUAUUCAGCCUUCUUUGCUCGGGCUCAGCAUGCGAAUAUGCGAGCCUGAAUUCGCCCUUGACAACGUCUGGCACGUCCUCGAUGUCCUUGAAGGCAGUCCUGCUGAAAGCGCCGGCUUGGUCCCGUACGGCGAUUAUAUCACAGGCUGGUCCGGAGGCGUUCUUGGUGCCGAAAACGAUUUUUAUGAUUUAGUCGAAGCCCAUGUUGAUAAACCUCUGCGGGUCUAUGUAUACUCUCACGACUUUGAUGCUCUCAGGGAAGUCGUUCUUGUUCCUAACCGUCAUUGGGGUGGCGAUGGUCUCCUGGGUUGUGUGUUUGGUUACGGCCUUCUGCAUCGAAUACCACCGCAUUCUUCCGGCCAUGUGGCAACAACACCUCCUGAAAUCCAAGAAGACUACGAAGAUCAAACAUAUGGGCUGGGUAGAGCCUCGGCAGGCUCAGUGGCGCCAAGACCUGUUCCCGACUCAAUUCUCGCAAGACCAUAUUCCUAAAACGAUUCCGACCAUAUUGGAGGAAUCCGGUCCAGAAUCUUCUUCUGAUAUGUCCC
Molecule: messenger RNA, 968 nt
Organism: Guyanagaster necrorhizus
Lineage: Eukaryota; Fungi; Basidiomycota; Agaricomycetes; Agaricales; Physalacriaceae
Exons: 6
Coding region: 112-912 (266 amino acids)
Biological process (GO): Golgi organization
Cellular component (GO): Golgi apparatus
Molecular function (GO): protein binding
Source: RefSeq, a predicted model, not a curated record